Messenger RNA from Chrysochloris asiatica (Cape golden mole), 975 nucleotides. Its product is annotated as olfactory receptor 2T3-like. The transcript has a single exon. Gene Ontology annotation, molecular function: G protein-coupled receptor activity; olfactory receptor activity. The record is from RefSeq and is a predicted model, not a curated record. Gene Ontology annotation, biological process: G protein-coupled receptor signaling pathway. Gene Ontology annotation, cellular component: membrane. Bases 1 to 975 code for a protein of 324 amino acids. NCBI's taxonomy places the organism in Eukaryota, Metazoa, Chordata, Mammalia, Afrosoricida, Chrysochloridae.
AUGUACUCAGAGAAGCAAACUUCAGAGAAUCAAACUUCAGACAACUAUUUCAUCCUUAUGGGACUCUUUGAUCAAACAAAAUAUGCAGCCUUCCUCUACAUUUUAAUGUUUCUUUUUUUCUUGGUGGCCUUAACUGGAAAUGUCUUUCUCAUCCUCCUGAUCCAGAGGGAGCCUCGCCUCCACACCCCCAUGUACUUCUUCAUCAGUCAGCUCUCUCUCAUAGACCUCUUGUACAUAAGUGUGACAGUCCCAAAGAUGCUUGUGGACCAAAUUACUGGAGAUAAUACAAUUUCACCCUUAGGUUGUGGGAUCCAGAUGUUCUUCUAUUUAACCCUUGCUGGAGCUGAAGUUUUCCUCUUAACUGCCAUGGCCUAUGACCGAUAUGCUGCCAUUUGCAGACCUCUCCAUUAUCCACUGCUCAUGAACCAGAGAGUCUGCCGUCUCUUCAUGUUAGGAUACUGGUUUGUGGGGCUUUUUGAGGGUUUUUUGCUCACCCCAAUGACCAUGAGCUUACCUUUUUGUCAAUUCAGGAAAAUCAUGAACUUUUUCUGUGAGGCCCCUGCCGUGCUGAAGGUCUCCUGCUCCAAUGUCUACAACUAUGAGAUAUUCAUGUACUUGUGUUGUGUCAUCAUGCUCCUCAUUCCCACUGUGAUUAUAUCUAGCUCAUAUGCUCUCAUAUUGCGCCUCAUUCACAGUAUGAACUCAGCUGAAGGUCGCAGAAAGGCCUUUGCCACCUGCUCUUCUCACAUGAUGGUAGUAAUGCUAUUUUUUGGAGCUAGCAUAUAUACCUACAUGAUCCCCAGAUCUUACCACACUGGCGAACAAGACAUGAUGGUUUCUGCUUUUUACACCAUCAUCACGCCUGUAUUGAAUCCCCUCAUUUACAGCCUCCGCAACAAAGAUGUCACAGAGGCCCUGAAGAAAAUAGUGCCAUCUGGAAAAAGAAUAACAAAAGUUGAAAAUGGAAAAACAUAG